UUUGUGUAUCUCGGUGUGAAAUGCAUGUUUUCCGUAGUUUUCUCAGAAAAUUCUAAAUUUUUAAUUGUUUGUUGUUGAAUUAGAUAAUUUUAUAGUGUUAUAAUUGUUAGAUUACUAUACUACUACUGUUUAAGUAGAUGUAUAAGCCGUCGCUAUGGAUGAAAAGAGCUUUGUGUGGACAUCAGAACUCAAUCAACGUUUUUUUGAGCUUCGCUUUGAAAACGACUGGUUGUUCAAGAAAAAAAAACAACCAUGGGGAGAAUUCCACAAAAUUCUAAUGGAGAAUGGUUUUCCUGAAGAGAUGACAAUUAGCCAGGUUAGGAAGAAGUGGUCCUACAUUUACGAUAUGUACAAGUUGGCUAAAAAGACAAAAAAUAAGAGCUGGAAAUAUUACAAAUUGUUUGACAAACACUUUGGCAAAACAAAAGUCUUGGACAAAUAUGAAUCUUGGACUGACGAUUGGCGUCUAAAGUUGAUAACUAGCAUAACAGAAACCAAAAGCAUGACAUUGGAUGUACUGAGUAUGUGGAAGACUGUUGAAAGAUCAUUGAGAAGUCAGGAUUUGCCCCUUGAAUGCUGCAUCCAAGACAUAAAAGGAUUGUGGCAACAUAUAAGAACAACAUUCAAUAGAAAGCAUCGUUUAAAAAUUAAAAAGGGCGCCGAGCUAUCGGAAUGGCCCUUGUAUGAUGUAAUGUUGAGUUACUUCCAAACCUAUGAACCAGAGUAUAUAGUUAAUUUAGAGAAUGAAGCGGCCUGCGGAUUCGUCGUGAGACGGAGGAUCAAGAAUAAAUUUAGUAAAAAGCAAAAAAACACUGAUUCUAAUGACAAUGAAAAUGAGUUUCAAUGGUCCAAAGAUAUAACAGAGACAUUCAUACAAAUCCGUCUUCAAAACGAUUGGCUCUUCAGUAAAAAGAAAUGGGCGUGGAACGAUCUUCAUGCCAUCAUGGUGGGAGAAUAUGGCUUUCCGAAAACUUUGACCAGUAGAGAAAUUUGUAGGAAAUGGGCAGCAACUUUUUCGGAGUACCAAAAGGCGAAAGCAACAAAUAAUAAAAGUUGGAUGUAUUACAAUCUGUUUGAGGUUUAUUUAGGAGAAGGACGACUCAGUCUGAAUCCCAUUAUUGAUUGGCAAGAAGAAUGGGUUCAUAACUUCAUCAGUGCCAGAGUGGAUUCUGAACACGGCUUCUCCGGCACUCUUAAAGAUCAGCUAACGGCGUGGAGAGAAGUAGAGAAACGGCUGCGUAGCGUCGGCUUGCCUCUGGACCACAGUUUGCUCGACCUCCCAGAGAUCUGGACUCAUUUGCUGAAAACGUUCAGGUGGAAAAAGAAAUUCGCGAACAAAGGCAUACUAAACGAGCAGUGGCCCUACUACGAGGCGAUGGCGCAGUACGUCGAAAACAAAGUCAGGGUGCCUGUGAAGAAAAAGCCUAGGGUGGUGUCACAUGAGCAUUAUGACGACCUUCCCGACGACUACGAGGAUGAUAUGAAGUUGUUUGAUUUGAAGCAGAGACUACAAGUGAAGCCGAAGUAUGAGGAGACACACAGCUGCCGGUCCUGCUGGAAUGAAGAGGCGUGCGUGGAUAUAUUCGCGCAGUCUGACGGCGACGGCCUCGAUAUCGCGUCUAAACUGCGCACUAUUGGGGGCGUUGAGGUCGAUCAAUCAGAUCACCUACCGUCGCAAAUCUGCCUCAACUGCCUUCGAGAGUUAGAGGACGCGUUCAAAUUCCGUGUGCGGUGUCAGGACGUCGACAAACACUUGCGAAGUAAUAACGCGGCAGACAAAAUUAAAGUUGAGAUUGACAAGACCGAGGAGAACGACGAAAAUGAGGACCUUAACAACAUCGACGACUUAAAAGACGGUGACCAUCACGACAUCGACGAUAACGACAACCAUUUCGAGGACGCGCCACCAGUCGAGGACAUGACGUCAGACGUCAAACCUACCGUCAAAACAGAAACGCCAAAAGUCAUAAGAAAACGAAAAAAGCAGCGCAAACUGAGAUACGAUUAUUGGAAGAUUUGCGAAGUGUGCGGAAAACCCACGAGGAAUCUGAUCAGCCAUUUGGACAUGCACUCGAACAGCAAGCCUUACUCGUGCGACGUGUGCGACAAGAAGUUCAAGUUCAAAAGCGGGCUGGUGAUCCACAAGGCGGUGCAUGACCCGACGCCGCGGAAGACCUGCGAGGUGUGCGGGAAAACAUUCCAUAUUGUGGCGCAGUACCGGCGGCACUUUGUGUACCACGCCAAUGAGAGGAAGUAUGAAUGCGAAACUUGCGGGAAAAGAUUCAAUACACUAGAUAUUCUGAGAGUCCAUAAUCGCACGCACACGGACGAGAGACCCUUCAGCUGCCAAGUCUGUGGCAAGAGCUUCCGAACGGCGGGCUGCGUCAGCAGGCACAAACGGAUUGUACAUAAUAGAAAUUUGAAACUCCAAGCCAACAUGGCGGUAUUAAGUCUGAGACUAUGGUGGGUGGCCGCGGCGCUACUUGUAUGGACCCCUCACGCGUAUUGCCGGAAUGUUACCCACGAGGACAUCCGCGACGCGAUGAUGUCGCUCGUUCACAUGUUCCGGACUUCCGAGUCCAAGCUGGAGCGGCACGAGUACCGCGAGAAGACCUCGGGAGAGCAGCUAAAGAAGUUGGUGUUGGGCCUUGAGAAGAAGCAUCGAGCGCUGGAGCCGCUGAAAGGGAUGAUCUCACGGCUCGACGAGCGGCUGUCCAACGUCGAAACUAUACUUUUACAGAAAGAAGAAAGAGAGAAGACCACACAACAAAAGACGGCAGAUGCUCUCAAUGACAUCCAGAAGAGCCUUCAAGCACUCACAGCAUCCCUGAACAAGAAACCAGUUGCCAGCGCUGACAUUGAAAACAACCUGACCACCAAUGACGACACACUGGAGACGAGACUUGCCUCUACGGAUGCUAAAAUUGACGCUGUCAAGAGUGAAAUUGAGAACCUGAAGAACAGUUUGAGUAAGGACAAUCUCCGAGCGAUGUGCUUGGACGUAGCAUCUGACGUCAACCCGCUAGAGAAACACAUAUCGGAGGCUGAGAAACUGCUGAACAAGUAUGAGCUGAAGCUGAACGAGUAUGGCAACUCCAGCAAGGUGCCGACAGACUUCGUGCCGCUUAGCGAGGUCUCGCUCGCCGACGAGGCGUGGCAUAGCAAGAUGAGUGAAGUAAUGGAAAAACAAGAAAAGGAGAUCGUAAAGAUUCAGAAGCUGCUGUCGGACGCGGAAAGCAUGUGGAAGGACCUACCCCGCCUUGCUGACCUGCAAAUAUCCGCCAACCAGACCUUGGAGGCUAUUGAAAGCGCUAAAGAGGAUCUUAAAGAGACCAGCGAAAAGGUGGUGAGCCAAGUGGCGGUAAAACUGCGGGAAAUGACCGACCGGCUGGCGACAACCAACGAAGACAUCCAGAAUAGCCUCACACAGGGCAACACCAUGACCGAGCACGCCUACAACGACAUCUCGCGGAGUUACGAGUCACUAAAGAAUGAGGUACAAUCUCUCACUAAAAACGAGCGUGUGCUGAUUGAAACUGCUGACAACGUGAUCGCGACCAAGAAACGCAUUGAAUAUGGAGUCCAUCAGAUACUUGCGGAGGUCGGCGAGCUUGUCAGGAAUCAAGGCAAUAGUUUGAACAAAACCGUCAACGACAGGUUCGACAACGUGCAACUAGCCAUCUUAGAGAAGCAGUCCACGGCGCAGAGCAACAUAAGCGACAAGAUCGAAACGGAGAUGGCGCCAGUGUGGCGGCAGAUUGGCAGCAUGUAUAAACAGCUCACCGCCAACAAGGAAUCGCUGGACAAACUCACGGAACAAACUGGCCGGUAUGUUAAUGAUAGCUCCACCUCUAUGGACAACAUCAACGACAAGGUGGGUAAGAUAACCGCUCGCAUGACAGAAGUGGACGAUAAUUUGAACUAUUUACUGGGAAGGCUGUCGCUGGUGACCCAGGAGUUCCAUCAAAUCAAAACUGGGCUAGGGGAGGCCCUUGAUAAAGCCAAAUCUAAUCUGCGCACCGUACAAGACAAAGAAGAUAAAGGUCCUGGACCGCAUAACAUCUCCAGCGCGGAAAAAACAGAUUGAAAAAUGGUGCCAAAUUUACUUAAGAUGUAGACCUAAUUUACUUAAGAUUAGUAUUAGCUAUAGGUAAGUUGACUGAGCGCUUUAGACAGGUUGUAAUGAUCUAAAAAAUAAAACUCACAAGAUAUUAACUUUUGCAAAUAUUUAAUCUCUUUCAUAAUUGUGGAUCUAUAUAUUUAUAUUGUACAAGUUAUAUGAUACAAUUAAAUUUUAACGUGACCGAUAUCUCGUUGUCACUUACAAGUGAGCGUAAAACCAACAAUAUACAACUGACGAGGAUUUUCUAAGAAAAUGUGAAUUAAUGACUGUACAAUAAUCAUUAAUAUUGAUAAUAAUCUUAAACAAUAUACACACAAAUUAUUUGUCUUUCGUUUUGGUUAUUAUUUUAUUAAUCCUGAUUACAACCUCAUUUUCCUAUGUGCAAUUAAUAUUAUAAUGACAAACAUACUGAUUUUUUAAUCCAAAAAUAUUAUAUUAAAAUUUUGUGCCAUUAUAGUGAACUUGUUACGAUUAUUAUUGUAUUACAUUUCGAAAUAGUGAAAACACUCAAUGUAUCAUACAGAAGGAAACAAAGACUAUAGUUAUGUUACAGUAAUAUUGGCCGUUUUACGUAUAUGAUACACAUUUCGGGAACGAAUACAUUUGAAUAGGGUUUAUAUAUGAUUGUAUAUUGUAAUUAUACACUUAAGAUAGUUUCGAGUUCGACCAGAACGACUGCUCGGAAUGCGGGCCCACGUACGGUAAACACUAACAUUCGUUGUUGUUGUAACAGCCUAGAUGGGACAUUCGCUAACGCUAAUAUAAACGGUAAUACAAUAAAAAAUCAACAAUGUCCCAGUAACGAAGACACUUAACAUUAAAAUAAAGGAAUGUGUAUUAAAAUCUACGCGAACCA
This is a messenger RNA of Ostrinia nubilalis (European corn borer), 4979 nucleotides long. RefSeq lists its product as uncharacterized. NCBI's taxonomy places the organism in Eukaryota, Metazoa, Arthropoda, Insecta, Lepidoptera, Crambidae. The coding region runs from base 155 to 4087 and encodes 1310 amino acids. Gene Ontology annotation, molecular function: zinc ion binding. Gene Ontology annotation, cellular component: nucleus; plasma membrane. The record is from RefSeq and is a predicted model, not a curated record. The transcript has 26 exons.